AUUACUUUCUAUUGACGUGAAAUUUCCCUUGAACCAUUCAUUUACGCCGCUCAUUAACCAAAUCCUAUCAACGAUUCACACCCACAAAUAUUCUGCCUAUAAGUUCGAUCAUGAAAGUCGUCGUCUCUCUCUUGAUAGGCGCCUUGAGUGCCGUUAGUGCUGCUGUUGCCAACGUGAAGGCCGUGGCCACGGAUGCCGUUGGUAGCCUUAAUGUUACCUCCAUUCUUCCCGAGGGAUACACUGCUAUUCCUUUUUCUAUGGACGUUUCUCUUGAGCCCGGCGGUGAGGUGAUGACUUUCAAUGGUACAGUCACGGAGAUCCUCGCUCAGGUCCAGAGCAUCAAGCCUGACUUCACCUGGGACAACUACGCAUCUGCCACACCUUCGACUGGAGUUUCUAAGUACAAGCGAACCAAGUCUAAGAUCCUUUGCAACAUCCCCAACCACGACCACGGACUACGAUAUGUUCUUUUGUCAGGUUAUGACUUUUUGAAGAAUAUUCACACCGAUUGCAAGAUCGAUGCAGGACCCAAGAAGUGCGCUAUGCUCUAUUGUAUGAUGGGCACAUCGAUUUGGAUGUGCAAUGACAACAGUACUCCCAUCAGCCGAGACUGCGCCUACAUCGCCACCUAUGUCUUAGAUAUCAUUGGCACCGAAAACUGUCAGUCUCGGGGCAGUAUGGGACCUACGACUUGGACUCAAGGACAGGAGUUCGAUACAGAGAACUUUAACGUUAUUGCUGGCGGCGGUGGCUGCUCGUAAUAGUCAUGACAGUUGGGCUGUGAUUACCGAAGCAGGUAGCCAACAACUUUGCCUUUACGAUAUUACCGCACUGAACUAAUGUUUUUGGUCUUCGUUGCUGAUGCUUUGAGUUGAGAUGGUAGUUGAACGACAAGGGGUUAAGUUACUGCGAGAGAAUCUAAAAGGAUCUCUCUUAUGUACACUUUUAGCUUUAGCUACUUUCGCCGGUUGAUUUCUACUUGAGCCUAUGUCCGCAAAAUAGAGACUUAUUGAGUAACAUGAAUCUCCC
Messenger RNA from Daldinia decipiens, 1029 nucleotides. RefSeq lists its product as uncharacterized. The transcript has 4 exons. NCBI's taxonomy places the organism in Eukaryota, Fungi, Ascomycota, Sordariomycetes, Xylariales, Hypoxylaceae. Bases 111 to 761 code for a protein of 216 amino acids. The record is from RefSeq and is a predicted model, not a curated record.